AUGGAGAGGUCGGCCCACCUGGCGGCGAUGGCGGACUCACUGUGGUUCGCACCGGAUCGCCGGAUCCCGGUGGACGGCGGGGCGGCUGGAAGGCGGGGAGUGGGGGUGUGGCGCCAGCUUCAAGCCUUUGAAAUGGGCAAGGACCCCACGGUUCUGACUGUCCACACGGGGGGACUGCGCCACGGCAUGACUCCGGAAAGGGCGACUUGCCUCGCUGCGGUGUGGGCGAGUCGGACGUGGCCUGGAGCGCAGCGGUUGCCCGCUGCGGCUGUCCGGGUGUGUUCCGAGGCGGUCCGGGAGCGGGGUCGUGGCCCGCUGCGGAUCGUGGCACAGAUCGUCCCGGAGCUGCUGGCGUGGCUGAGAGACGCGUUCGGACUGAGGGGCGAGGCGCUCACUUCGGCGCUCACCAUGUCGACGCUCUUCGAGGCCGCACCCAGAGUGGUGGGGGGGGCGUGGUCGGGGGGGGAGUGGGGGGUGGAGGUGGAUGACGUAACCGCGGAGGAGUGGUCGAGGACUCCGUGGCCACACAACGUCCUGAUCACGAUUGACGAACACGGGCAGGGGGCCCUCACUAGAGUGUACAAGAAGGCGGUAGCCACGGCGGAAGCGGGCGGACGGGUGGUGAUGGUCGUUCAGGAGGCGCCGCAAGAGGGGCAACAGAAGUCGCGCUGCGCCUAUCAGAACCUGAGCAGUAAUGGGGCGGCAGUGGACGCGGUGCUCUUCUUCCCGGCCGGGACACUCGCCUUUGGACACGCGGCGGGAUGGGCCAACGCCACGGAGUCGGUUUACGCGAACACCCACGCCUGGGCAGGGGGUGGAGAGGAAGAGGGCAGCGUCCUGCAGUUAAGGGGAAACCCGGGGUCAGGGCUCUCUAGCCCGUAG
Messenger RNA from Emiliania huxleyi CCMP1516, 882 nucleotides. RefSeq lists its product as hypothetical. The record is from RefSeq and is a predicted model, not a curated record. The coding region runs from base 1 to 882 and encodes 293 amino acids. The transcript has 2 exons. NCBI's taxonomy places the organism in Eukaryota, Haptophyta, Isochrysidales, Noelaerhabdaceae.